GCAGAUCUGACGUAAAUUUGUUAAAGAUGGCGUGGAACGUCAGUGGCCUCAUGAGAACAUGCAGAUUUCUUCUCUUAGUGAUUUUGUUUCUGCCAUGUGAGGUGACAACUUCUGUUUUAACCGUGAAUAAUAGCACUGAGAACUAUAUCCUGGACACUGAGCCUGGCUCCCAAGAAUCUUUGAAAUGUGCUGUUCAUAACCACACCAGAGAGGAAGAACUUCUCUGGUACCGAGAAGAGGGGACAGUGGAUUUGAAAUCUGGAAACAAAAUCAACUCCAGUACGGUCUGUGUUUCUUCCAUCAGCGAAAAUGACAACGGAGUCACCUUUACCUGCAAGCUACAGAGGGACCAGUCGGUGUCCGUUUCAGUGGUGCUGAAUGUCACUUUUCCUCCUAUUCUAAGUGGAGAUGACUUCCAAACAGCUGAGGAAGGCAAUGAUGUGAAGCUGGUUUGCAGCGUGAAAUCCAACCCCCAGGCUCAAAUGACGUGGUACAAAAACAGUAACAUCCUGAUUUUAGAGAAAAAUUACCAAGUCCAUCAGACAAGUGAGUCUCUCCAACUGUCAAUCACCAAAGUCAAGAAAUCUGACAAUGGAACCUACAGCUGUGUUGCAAAUUUAUCCGGGCGAAUGGAGACCAAGGACUUCCACCUCAUCGUCAAAGAUAGAACUAUGACUAUGCCAAUAGAACCUGUUAUUGCUGCGUGUAUUGUGGUCUUUCUGACGCUGUGCUUUGGACUCAUUGCUAGAAGAAAAAGAAUAAUGAAGCUGUGCAUGAAGGAUGAAGGUCCUCAAAGAGACACGGCUCUGUAA
Lontra canadensis (Northern American river otter) is the source of this 812-nucleotide messenger RNA. It is a transcript of the gene TMIGD1, whose product is annotated as transmembrane and immunoglobulin domain containing 1. Gene Ontology annotation, cellular component: plasma membrane; neuron projection; synapse. Gene Ontology annotation, molecular function: signaling receptor binding. The transcript has 5 exons. The coding region runs from base 27 to 812 and encodes 261 amino acids. The record is from RefSeq and is a predicted model, not a curated record. Gene Ontology annotation, biological process: detection of stimulus; susceptibility to natural killer cell mediated cytotoxicity; cell recognition. Lineage: Eukaryota; Metazoa; Chordata; Mammalia; Carnivora; Mustelidae.